This is a messenger RNA of Dufourea novaeangliae, 2043 nucleotides long. Its product is annotated as probable glutamate receptor. Gene Ontology annotation, molecular function: glutamate-gated receptor activity. Gene Ontology annotation, cellular component: membrane. The record is from RefSeq and is a predicted model, not a curated record. The transcript is spliced from 11 exons. Lineage: Eukaryota; Metazoa; Arthropoda; Insecta; Hymenoptera; Halictidae. The coding region runs from base 1 to 2043 and encodes 680 amino acids.
AUGUGUCGACGAAGACUUCGAACGUGGUUGUUGCUGAUAGUUUGCUUCUCGAAAGGCGUUACGUUAUCAGAAACGGCCGACGGGGAACCCUUUCUGAUAAGGCCUCUCUACGUUUACGAGAGUCUGAUCAGGGGAGUGCACGACUACUUCAACAGCACCUGCAUCAUACUAUUCCACGACUCGGCGAAUCCGAUUGAAACGAAAGGUUUGCAGGAAAUGGACGGACUGUUGGCCCUGCAGAAGUAUUUCAGCGGAACUCUUAGCAUACGAACCGCAAUCAUGGAUUUUCGAAUGUUCAAGAGCCGAGUCGGGAAAAGCUACCAUUCGAUCAAGAGGCCAUUGUUCGUUCUGUUAAACGAUCUUGAUGACAUCAAGGAUCAAUUCAGUAUGGUCUCCGAGUGGAUCGCGAUGGCAUAUCCCACGUGGUUGCUGUUUUUGCGAAACACCACCAGAUUCGAGGACUUUCUGUCGAAGGUUCACGUACCGUUCGAUUGCGUUCUGAUGGUCGCUCAGCCGGAGAACAACGAGAGCAAUGGCGAAGUGAUCAGGGACGUCUAUCGAAUAGGCAGAGAGGAGGAUCUUAGGUGGAUGAAAUUCGGCGAGUGGGAUGAGAACCAAGGGUUCAGGGGGCCACGACUGGGACUCUACCAACGCAGGCACGAUCUUUACGGGCGCAACAUCAGAGUUGUUUCUAUUCAAGAUCCUCCGGUCUCGCGGAUUCUUCGGGACAAGACGAAUCGUACGGCGGUCGGUAUCGCUGGCUUCUUCGGCGAAGUUAUUCAGCUGCUACGAGAAGGAAUGAACUGCACGUUUAGCUACAGCGAGGUCAGAUCAUGGGGCGUGCGUCUAUCGAAUGGCACGUGGACGGGUUCCAUGAGGAUGCUGGUGGAAAACGAGGCGGAUCUCGCGGCCACCGAGUUGAUGAUGACGUCCGAUAGAUUGGACGCUGUAAGAUUCACUACACCCGUCUACUCGACCAAAUGCCGCGUGUACAUCAAGAGGCCGGACACGACGGCAGUCAAGUGGAACGCCUAUUUGGCACCAUUCGCCCCCAGCACAUGGAACGCGAUUGCGUUAACGAUCGUCAUCGCGAGCCUCGCGAUAGCGUCGAUCGACGCGUGCUUCAACGUAACCGGAUGGUUAGCGUCUUCGAGAGACUCACAGACACCGUCAUUCACAUUUUCUGAGGUGGUGUUCGGCAUUUUCGGGGCGUUCUGCAGCCAAGGCAUGGAAUUGUCGUCGUUGGAUCCGAUACGACUGGUGCACCUGAGCGUUCAUAUGACAGCCGUGGUGGUGUUGGCGGCAUACUCGGCCGCCCUGAUCAGCUACCUCGCCGUUAAAACGUUCGCGAUGCCGUUCACCACGAUGGAGGGUAUGCUGGCGGACGGUAGCUAUCGGUUCGCCGUGGUUAAAGAUUCGGCCGACUAUAGCUUCUUUCAGAAUACCAGUGACCGUGUGCUCACCGUUAUGUUCGACGAGUUGUUGACUGGCGAGACCGAGCUUCCGUUCAAUUAUCUUGACGGAUUGCGAAGCGUUUGUCGAAAGAGCAAGUACGCGUUCAUGACGCUGGACAAUAUGGCGUCGGUGCUGCAAGGUAGGGUCGACUGCGCGUUGGAGCCCCUCGAUCCGAUGGUCCAGGCAACCAUAGCAAUGGCGGUACCGGCCCAGAGUCCUUACCGAGGCAUCAUCGACACCAAUAUCCUGUUGCUGCGUGACAGCGGGAUCCUCCAGAGGUUGCUCAAGACGGAGUGGGCGACAAACUCAAAGAAGUCGAAAUCCGGCUGGUCAUCAGUCGAGCUCGAGGACGCGGCGCCGUUGCUGGUGUUCCUGCUUUUCACGUUCUUCCUAGCCUGUCUGGGACUCUUCGUCGAGAGGCUAAUCCAUCGAAAGCGCGGCAACGAAGCCCCCCCGACGAUCUCGGAAGAUAUCCGUCGCGCCUCUGUCGGAGCGACGGCGAACCGCAAGCGAUCCGUCGCCUUUCGACGAUCUUUCGGCCCGAACUUUAACGGUCGACGUUCCGUCGUUCGAACCGUUCGAACGUAA